Molecule: messenger RNA, 3669 nt
Organism: Carassius gibelio (silver crucian carp)
Lineage: Eukaryota; Metazoa; Chordata; Actinopteri; Cypriniformes; Cyprinidae
Product: myelin protein zero-like protein 1
Exons: 6
Coding region: 95-883 (262 amino acids)
Cellular component (GO): cell surface; membrane; focal adhesion
Source: RefSeq, a predicted model, not a curated record
AUGAGAGAGUCCGAUCUGAGAUCAGUGGAGUGUCUGAUGCUGUAAACAAACGCGGAGGAUCCGGUACUCGGACGAUAUUUAUGAAAUAUAAAGGAUGGAAAUAAGGCCUCCGAGUUUCACACACAAGUAUGUUUUAUUGUGUGUCUCCGCGGUGUUUUUUUACGCUGGUGUGUGUGGCGUGUCAGCGAUAGACGUGUUCACUCCAGCCGAGGUGUUGGUGGAGAACGGGACCACAGUCACUCUGUCCUGCAGCUUCAAGUCUAGAGAAGUGAUCAGUAGUUCAGCGUCAGUGACGUGGUCUUUCCUUCCGGAGGGAGAAACCGGAGCGUCCACUUCAAUCUUCUAUUACACUGCGGGGAAGUCGUUUCCGGGCUCGGUGCCGCAGUUUAAGUCUCGUGUGGAAUGGGCCGGAGACAUGAACAAGAAGGACGCGUCGAUCCGUGUGAUCCAGAUGCAGUUCAAGGACAACGGGACGUUCAGCUGCGACGUGAAGAAUCCUCCGGACAUCUCCGGACAGAUGUCCAUCACUAAAGUCAGUGUGGUCAUGAAAGAAGCUCUUCCUCAGACCAGCACAGCGGUGAUCGUGGGGGGGGUGAUCGGAGCCGUGAUCGGCAUCAUCAUCAUCGCAGUGGUCACUUACCUGAUCAUCAGACGACAGGACUCCAGUCACGACUACAGAGGCUGCACCUCGUUAGAGAGUGUGAGCUCACAGAACACUAGGGUGGGGAAGAAAGCGGAGUCUAGCAACGACAACUCACUCUGCUCCAGCCCCUCCGCCCCCAUACAGGGGCCAGUGAUUUACGCUCAGCUCGAUCACUCCGGCAGCAAGAACUCCUUCCACAAGAUGGAGCCGGUGGUGUACGCAGACAUCCGCAAGAACUAGAGCGCCUGGGGUCAGACGGGUCAGACGGGGGGUUAGUACUGGACUGGUGACGGCACCUGACCACAGACUCUUUCUUCUGCUUCUGUGUGUGUUUUCAUGUCAGUGUUAAUGUGAGUUUCUAGACUAAUAUCUCUCUCCUCGUGUCUCACCACUCUAACUAAAUACACUUUACCUUGAGAAGAUGUUACACAUUUUUAUCGGAUUAUGAUAUGAUCACCACAAACAUCUCUUGACUGGAGUACAGCACUCUUUUACUGUAUCACAUUCAAAAAUACUGUUAUUUAAAUCACCAUACUUCCAUGACUUAUGAAUACUUUGGCACUUCAUAAUAUAUUUUGCUUAAAUAUCAUGUAAAGAUGGACCAAGUAUUUUUGAUUACAUGUAUGGCAUAUUUCACCACUUAAGGCUGUGUUAUACUUUCUCCAUGAGCAAUCUGGACAGUGUGGACGCGGGCUAACUGAAGUUAUUCUACAGAAAGGGUACGCUGAUGGUCUGCUCAGCAACAAACAUGUGAACAAACAGAAUUAUUGCACAUCUGGCUGUCUUUAUUUUGUUUUAUUGACGGAUGGUACAGGUUCGAAGAGCAGUGGGCUUCUUCACAGUCGUAUGUAUCUCUUGCGAUCUCUAGCGGUCUCUAGCGGACUCCUGGACACAGAAAGUAUAACACAGGCUUAAGUCAGUUUGCAUAGAGAAAAUGAAGCCUAUAGGACCAUUGAUGUUUUACUUUAUUAUUAUUUUCAUGACAAUGUUGUCAUGAAUUAUUUCCAACACAUUGUUGCUGUUAAAAUAGCAUGAAAAUAACAUGAUGCAUAAAUACCACUCACUUAAUAUAUUUAUAUAUUUAGCUUAAAGUGGUCAUAUGAUGCUUUUUUUUUAAAGAUCAUUAUUUUGUGUAUUUGGUGUAACAGAAUAUGUUGACAUGCUUGAAUGUUCAAAAAACACAUUCUUUUUCCAAUACUGUACAUUAUUGUAGGUCCUCUAAGCCCCGCCUCUCUCAAACACCGCGUUUUCUACAAAGACCCUCCCUCUGACAAGCACAGUCUGCUCUGAUUGGCCGACUGUCCCAGUGCAUUGUGUGCAUAAAUAAUGUUAUUAGACUAAUGUUUUACUUUUUUGAAAUACAAAUAUGAAAUAUUGGAAAAAUGCAAUGAUAUUUUUAAAUAUGAUAUUAAACAGUAGGUCUUAAUGAGUGAAUCACUGAUUCAAACGAUUCGUUCAAACGGCUGAUUCAUUCAAGACAUGAAGCAAGUAACCGUUUUUAUAAAUAGCUCACUGAAUCAUAUAUUAUAUAUUAUGUUCUGCCGUGGUUUUGCUUAGAACUAUUUUUGUUAGCGAAAUGUAGCAAAAACAAUCAUAAUGUGUCUAAAAUGUAAGUCAGUUUAAUAAAAUCAGAAUCAUUCUCGCCAAAGUUUCGGUGAUGCCCUAGUUAUUGUUUGUUAUUCACAUUUAGAUCAGGUUACUUAUCCAGCCGGGCAAGUACAAUUGUGUUUCACUUGCCCCUUCACAAGAAUUAAUAUUGAGCCCUGAUUACACAAAUAUUUCCCCACAGUGACACAGAUGUGGGGGGCGUGUCUAAACGAGGUGUUUUAGGGGGGUGUGGCCGAGUCUGAACUUUGAUAAAGAAUAUCUCUUUGGAUUUGAGACUUUAGUCUUUGCAACUUUACAGAUCUUCUGCAUGCACCAAGAGCUUGUCACACUCCAAAGAGAAAGGAAAACUGAGUUUUGGAGGGAAAUGUGCUUAUUUUACAUUACAUAAUUUUUUUUAAAAAUCUUACAAAUAAUUUUUAUUAUAAUAUUUUUAAAUGGUCAAGCUUAAUUUUUUAUGCAUCUUCUAAAUCAGAAUGAUACCUAGUUAUUAGACUGAUUUAGUUUUUUGACCAUUAAGAAAACUCAAUUUCAUAACUGUUAUAAUAAUCAUUUUUAUUAUGCAUAGAAACACUACAAUGUAUAAACACUUCAAAUUGACAUUGUUUACAUUUACAUGUUAUUUUUGGAUUGUGAGAAUUUGUGUUUUGAUUUUUUUAUUAUUUGUCCCAAAGAGAAGCUGUAUUUUUGUAUGUGUUCUGUAGCGUGUUUAGUUGGUGUGGUGAGACGUGAUGCGCAUGUGUACAUGAGAUCGAUGUAAGUGAUGUUCUGAAGAUCAUGGAGCAUGAUGGGUAUCCCGAACACUCCAGUAGCUAUCAAACAGAGGAGCACGUCUCAAUGGUUAGACUAGUUAGCUUGUUAACAAUCAGCACUAAUCCUGUGAGCAUGUGUGUGUAGAAAAGCCCAGUCUUCAGUGUUAGUUUAAUCAGCUAGACUCUACAUUCCGCAGUUAAUGCAUCGCUGCCUUUUGAGUUGAAACACUCUACUUAUAUGUCACGUUUUUCUUAUGUACAUUUCAUGCGUCAUAACUUAAGUUAGAUUUUUAUUUCUGACACUUGAACACUUGAGACCAAAAUCCCUGACAGAUCGUUCCUUAGCUGGAGUGGUUUAUGGUGUUUUUAUUUGCCUGGAUGAUGAUUAUUCUUGUGCUGCACAUUCCAUGAGGCCCGUCGGUACUGGUUCGAUUCUGUUACUGCGGUUGCAAGUCCUGCACUGUUUCUGAUUCCGACCGCAGCACUGUCAUGUCACAUGAUCAUAUUAACUGGAACUGGAUGUGGAUGAGAGUGCCUUCAUCGACUAACGCCUGUUACACACUUCCUGUGGUUUCUUGUUUUAUUGGCCUUUUGUAUAUGAAAACAGACACAUCUGUCUAAUUUGAUACAUGCAUAUAUAUAUAUAUAAAUAUAUCAAACUGAAUGAAA